AUGGCUUGCAAUAAGAAUUCGUUCAUAAAGUUGAGAAAUUUAAGAAAAGGGACAGAAGUGGUGGACAUUCUACACAGAAAAGCUUAUACUCCAAUGGAAUGUUCGUCAAAUCAUUGUUUAGGAUCGAAAUUUUUUCCGCCUUUCGAACGUCCUGAUACAACACCGCGUUCCAAAGAUGAGGUACUGUCGCAUGCGCAGAAGUUCAUGGAAGAAUAUUAUUCGUCUAUUGGCAAAGAUGACACUCCCGAGUUCCUUCAGAGGAUGAAGGAUGUGACUGACUCCGUGGAGAAAACGGGUACUUAUGAUCUAACAUAUGAGGAACUUACUCUCAAGGUCUUCGAUGCCCGUCAUGUGAAAACAACGCAAGAAAUGUAUGAACAUAUACUUGAGUUGAUGGACUAUUCGAACAAUAACGGAAAUGUCAGAGGCGCAAUUACUAUUUUUCCUAAACGGACAGAUGGUCUCCAUGAUUUCCGGAUAUGGAACGCCCAAAUUAUACGCUAUGCUGGUUAUGAACAGCCAGAUGGUUCUAUUAUUGGAGAUCCAAUCAGUAAAGAGAUCACAGAGUCCUCAACUUUGCUGUUAUCUAUCUAUCAGUCUGUCUAUCUAUCUAUCUAUCUAUCUAUCUAUCUAUCUAUCUAUCUAUCUAUCUAUCAAAUGACUUUGUUAAUGCUGGCUGUGUGA
This is a messenger RNA of Acanthosepion pharaonis, 684 nucleotides long. Lineage: Eukaryota; Metazoa; Mollusca; Cephalopoda; Sepiida; Sepiidae. The record is from the annotation of a GenBank genome assembly.